This is a messenger RNA of Paramecium sonneborni, 890 nucleotides long. The record is from the annotation of a GenBank genome assembly. NCBI's taxonomy places the organism in Eukaryota, Ciliophora, Oligohymenophorea, Peniculida, Parameciidae.
UGAUAAUAUACAGACCUGUUCUGAAACAAGUAUGCUGUAAAACAUUUCCAUGCUAAUGCUGAUAUAUAUUUGUUAAUUUUUUUUGUAUUAAAUGUUGUUUGUUAAGUAAGUAAGAGAGUGAUUGAAAGAUGUAUAAAGAUUUAAAUAUUAAAAAUCAUAAGGAAAUGUACGAUGACGAAGAUUAUGAUAUUUUGAUGAAAAUAAUAAUAGUAGGAGAUUCUGGUGUUGGUAAAACGAAUUUAGUGAAUCGUUUUACUUAACAAACAUUUCUGGAUGAUAGUAAACCAACAGUUGGAGUUGAAUUCUUUUCUAGAAAUAUUGAUAUAAUGGGAAAGACAAUAAAGGCUUAAGUAUGGGAUACAGCAGGUUAAGAGAAGUAUAAAUAGAAUUAAAAAAGAGAUUUCGAGCAAUAACUCAUGCAUAUUAUAGAGGUGCAGUAGGUGCAAUGAUAUGUUAUGAUAUUACAAAAGAAUAGUCAUUUUUGAAUGUUGAGAAAUGGAUGGAUGAAUUAAGAGAUCAUGGAGAUUCUAAUUUAAUGAUGAUGUUGAUUGGGACAAAGUGUGAUUUAGAGAGUAAAAGAGUAUGGUAAUAGUUUCAAUUAGGUUGUGAGAAUUGAAGAUGGAGCAUAAAAAGCAUUGUAAUAUAAUAUGGCAUUUUUGGAGACAUCAUCAUUGAAGGCUGUAAAUGUAGGAAAGGCUUUUUCAGUUUUGCUUGAAAGUAUGAAUGAAUUUUGACUUUAGAGAUUUAUGUUGGAGUAGAUAAUUAAGGAAAGGAAUAUUAGAAGAGAACAAGUUUAAAAUUAAGUUCUGAACCAAUUGGAAUAUAAAUGAAUUAAUAACAUAAAAUAGAAAUGAAAACUAAAUAGAAGAAAUAAUGUUGUUGAGAAUGAG